Hermetia illucens (black soldier fly) is the source of this 2401-nucleotide messenger RNA. RefSeq lists its product as uncharacterized. The transcript has 9 exons. The record is from RefSeq and is a predicted model, not a curated record. Bases 112 to 1986 code for a protein of 624 amino acids. Gene Ontology annotation, cellular component: kinetochore. Lineage: Eukaryota; Metazoa; Arthropoda; Insecta; Diptera; Stratiomyidae.
UUGAAAUUUGAAUGUUAUUGUUGUCAGUUGACGUUAUCGUGUCGUUCCAAAUUAUUUCGCUUUAGUUUUUAAUAUACACUUACUGUUUAUGGAAAAUAAUUGUUAUUGAUAAUGUCCGUGGAACAGCUGUUCGCUUGGUUGGAUGAUUUGAGCAAAUCCAGGGCGAAGACCAUUGAAGUCACGGAAUGCCUGCAAGAAAUUGCCGAACUAACGACAAAGACCGGGUUGGACAAAUUACUGCUGGACAGCCUUUGGCGGAAAGUGCUCUCAUUACCGAGACCGAGCCUUUGCACUCAGGGAAUUUAUCUGGCGAUACCCAACGAUGGAGUUCUUCCAGACACAAUCGACUUCCUCCUGGCAUGGGUAAUUGAUGCAAUAAAAACCGAUUCGAAUAACGCAGCGGCUGUUAAAGGAGUUCUACAAUGGCUCACUUGUGCAGUUUAUUGCAAGAUAAUUUCAGCGAAGGAUUUACAGCAUGGCUACUAUUCACUUCUUUUAUGCCUUCAAACUCCAGGAUUUGCAUGCGAAAUCUGUCAUUUAUUGUACUAUCUAACGAAGCCUUACUUAAUAACACCCUUCACAGUGAAAUAUUUACUUUCCGUGAGAUUUCCCAAGAAAAACUACUGCCAUGCUGCUCUUGUUUCACUUUACAAAAGACUGAAACCUCACCUUAUUGAUCAAUCCUUUAUUGCAUAUGCGAACGACCUUGAACUAUUACCAGUGCUCCCUCGCAAGAUCUUGGAUUGCUUCAAUAUUGCUAGAGGUAAGCGGAAAUCUUGGACUAAUAAGAAGCGAUGUCGCUAUCCUAACUGGCAACUACAGACAAUUGCAUAUAAAAAACGCAAGCUAGGAAAUAUUAUUUACAUUUCGGAAAUGACCUUGCCCGACGCCAUUCUUGAGUCUAGAAACUCGAAAGUGUUUAUUGGCGGAUCAGUUUUCGAUUCAUUCUUAAUGAAUCCCUACGGAUUCAUAUUCCUCGCCAUGGCUGAUACAGAAUUGCAUGAUUGGAUGCUGAUAUAUAUUGAAAAAGAAUUGGAAGCCAAACAAACAUUAGUUUUUCGGCGGGAAACCGAAGAAUUCGCUUCUCUUUUAACAAAUUUGACGAAGUUGCAGAAGGUGUAUGGCCAGGCGAUAGCACCCAUUGAUCGAUUUAUGAAGAAAAACUUUUGUAAAUGGAAUGGAAUACUAUAUUCAAAGCAGAUGUUUGGACUAUUAAGCGACAUUACAAUAUCCGAUUACAAAGAAGUCUUCGAUAGUAUUUUAACGCCAUUGUACCAUCUAAACAUGAAAUUCAAAGACAAACAGUUCUCGAAGCAGACGAUAAGAAGUUUGGCAAAGUGCUUCCUAAAUAAUAUUAAUAGACUGAAUAAGGAGGAAUACAUCCUGCACUCAUCCGAAUCCUUCAAUCCUUGUAUAGAUGCACUUAAACAAUUUGAAAAUAGCUUCCAGCACUUAUGCAUUCUUUUCAUGAACAUGUAUGCCGAAAAUGCUGAAAUCCUCCAUGAAAUCGCGGAUAGUUACAUUAUUCUUUCUUCGGCGGUUCAAUCAUGGGAAAACUAUGACCAAGAAGUAUUACCUUCUGGUAUCUUAAACCGAAUGCUCAUUAAUUCCGAUUUCGCACUCAUCAACAAAUUCUGCAGAAUUUUAGUAACGCAUAUAGAGCGCGAGGGAAGGGAAGGGGCGCUGGAAAACGAUCUUCCCUCAGAGCCUGUACGCAACCAAUUGGAGCAAUUCUUAAAUAUUCUCUUCAAAAAUAUCCUAAUUUCGUCAAUCUUCGAAACAGACAACUUUAAAGCUAUUGACGAACAGAUUGGAAAAUUCGAAAAUGUUCGAAAAGAUUUCCGAUCAAGAAACAACUUAACUUUCAUGCCAUUGGUUCGAGUGGACAACGAAGGGAAAUUCCAUCCAACAUCCGAUAUGGACGUUUAUAAGCAGAUGACUCGUGAUCAUUGUGAAUAUUUUGCAGCCCUAAUUCUGCCUGUUUAGUUGAUAGUGAAUAUAGUGAAGAUUAAAAUAAUGCAUAGCGACAAAUGAACUUUUUAUUGAACAUGAGUUACAAAUUAAGCACGAAGGUACUAAUUGGAAGUGAUUUUGCCCUCGAAAGCUGCUGUGAGUAACGGGCAUUCGCUAAUCUAUCUCGCUGAAUUGCGCUUGGCUGCGAGCUGCAUUCAUUAGCGCUAAUCUUGCAUAAUUUUUUUAUGGUUGUGGAAUAUUUGCAAGUUUAAUAGGUCAAUUUUUAUGUAACAAAAUGAAUGAGGUAAUAAGUGUCAGCGGUCUAAUGUUUUAGCGAUUUUAUUCGGGUUCACUGAAUGGGUAUGUAGACGUGACGAAAACACGUCCGAAGUUGGAGAAAAGAAAAAGUUUGAGGCAUGUUCAUGCACCGCUGCACUCAUACCUUGAA